This is a messenger RNA of Babesia bovis T2Bo, 555 nucleotides long. RefSeq names its product Signal peptidase peptidase S26 family protein. Lineage: Eukaryota; Apicomplexa; Aconoidasida; Piroplasmida; Babesiidae. Bases 67 to 525 code for a protein of 152 amino acids. The record is from RefSeq and is a predicted model, not a curated record. Gene Ontology annotation, molecular function: serine-type endopeptidase activity. Gene Ontology annotation, cellular component: mitochondrial inner membrane peptidase complex; membrane. The transcript is spliced from 3 exons.
UAGUACUACUUUAUUUUGCUUCUGUUAUAUAUUCUUGUAUGUUUACAAUCGAGAUGUUAAUCUAGGAUGCUGGGUAUUAAUUUAUCUUGUGCUAAGGACAUCGGUCGCACAUUGGUUUAUACAUUUUGUUCGGCUCACGUGAUAACUAAAUAUGCAGUGGAUGUUACUUUGACUCAGGGUCCUAGUAUGGUCCCUACUAUAGAUGAAUCACGUGCCAUUGCAUUUUUUGUUCGUCCACAUUUACUGCGUAUAUUGCGUGGCAGUCCCGUUCCAAUAUACCGUGACGGUGACAUUGUGAUUGCCAAAUCGCCUACAAAUGCCACUCGUCGUAUUUGCAAGCGUGUCGUUGUAAUUUCACCUGAGCAUCGUGGUGACAUUAUGGUUCCUGAGGGCCACGUGUGGUUAGAAGGUGACAACAAGUCGAACUCCCUUGACAGUCGAUACUACGGCGCCGUAUCAUCUCACUUGUUGCUGGGUCGUGUAUUUCUGGUUAUAUCGCAAAGUACCGGGGUCAGCGUACUCUAACAAUGCCUCGUUCAACGUAACACCAUGUAC